Cylicocyclus nassatus is the source of this 240-nucleotide messenger RNA. NCBI's taxonomy places the organism in Eukaryota, Metazoa, Nematoda, Chromadorea, Rhabditida, Strongylidae. The record is from the annotation of a GenBank genome assembly.
AUGGGCGCUGCCUUUAAGACUUGCGCAGGAUGGGGUUUCUUUGGAAAUGCUUGUCCUACGAUCUGGAUCUCACCCGGCUCGCAAAACCAUGGAGCAGGACUUUUAAUAUUAUGUGGGACUACAUUGCUGCCACUGCGGCAACUAUUUUCCCACGCAACAACUCAGAGGCUUAAGACGAGCAGUUUGUCGAUUUCGAAGCUCUUUGAUCUCAGCCAGGCAGUAAAGACCUCUCGUCAGUGA